AUGGAGAUGGACCCCGUGAAUGCGCUCCUGAAGCGCGCCGCCGACCCUUGUGAUCCCGGUAAUGAGUUUGAUGGCCGCAUCGGUCUCCGCAUUUCCUCCAUCUUCGUCAUUAUGGUUGGAUCCAUGUUCGGUGCUAUUUUCCCCGUCUUUGCUCGGCAGUUUGGUGGGAAAGGUGGAGUGCCUGGAUGGGCAUUCUUCAUCGCAAAGUACUUUGGAUCAGGUGUCAUCAUCGCAACUGCUUUCAUCCACCUUCUUGCUCCCGCGGAGGAGGCCCUCACCAACUCUUGUUUGACUGGCCCCAUCACCGAAUACAGCUGGGUUGAGGGUAUCAUCCUGAUGACCAUCAUCGUUCUGUUCUUUGUCGAGCUGAUGGUCAUGCGAUUCUCCCACUUUGGCUCUGGUCACGGCCACUCCCACGACGAGGAAGGACAGGCCCACUCUCACAUCGGCACCGCCGAGCCCAUGGUCGAGGAACUGCAUCCCAGCAAGAGUCACCACAUGCCCGGUGAAGACCACCUGGGCCACUCCCGCGAGCACCAUGAUUCUGACGACUCUGAGAAAGAUGCCGGCGUGAGUGAGGACUAUGCGGCCCAGUUGACCUCCAUCUUCAUUCUGGAGUUUGGCAUCAUCUUCCAUUCCGUUUUCAUCGGUCUCACCCUGGCUGUGUCCGGUGCCGAGUUUACCACUCUGUACAUCGUCCUGGUCUUCCAUCAGACCUUCGAAGGCCUGGGUCUAGGCUCCCGACUGGCUCUCAUUCCUUGGCCCAAAUCCAAGCGUCUCACACCUUACUUCCUGGGACUGGCCUUUGGUAUCUCGACCCCAAUUGCCAUUGCUAUCGGUCUAGGUGUCCGCAACAGCUACCCGCCGACGGGACGAACCACGCUCAUUGUCAACGGCGUGUUCGACUCCAUCUCUGCCGGCAUUCUCAUCUACACCGCACUAGUCGAGCUGAUGGCGCACGAGUUCAUGUUCAGCAGCUCCAUGCGCAAAGCUCCUAUCCGCCAGGUGCUGGCCGCGUUCACCCUGCUGUGUAUGGGCGCUGCCUUGAUGGCUCUGCUGGGCAAAUGGGCCUAA
Messenger RNA from Penicillium cataractarum, 1074 nucleotides. It is a transcript of the gene zrfB, whose product is annotated as low-affinity Zn(2+) transporter ZRT2. The record is from RefSeq and is a predicted model, not a curated record. The transcript has a single exon. Gene Ontology annotation, molecular function: low-affinity zinc ion transmembrane transporter activity. The coding region runs from base 1 to 1074 and encodes 357 amino acids. Gene Ontology annotation, cellular component: plasma membrane. Lineage: Eukaryota; Fungi; Ascomycota; Eurotiomycetes; Eurotiales; Aspergillaceae. Gene Ontology annotation, biological process: zinc ion import across plasma membrane.